Myzus persicae (green peach aphid) is the source of this 1590-nucleotide messenger RNA. RefSeq names its product dehydrodolichyl diphosphate synthase complex subunit nus1 (gene Tango14). The transcript is spliced from 4 exons. Bases 192 to 947 code for a protein of 251 amino acids. Gene Ontology annotation, cellular component: dehydrodolichyl diphosphate synthase complex; endoplasmic reticulum membrane. The record is from RefSeq and is a predicted model, not a curated record. Gene Ontology annotation, molecular function: ditrans,polycis-polyprenyl diphosphate synthase [(2E,6E)-farnesyl diphosphate specific] activity. NCBI's taxonomy places the organism in Eukaryota, Metazoa, Arthropoda, Insecta, Hemiptera, Aphididae.
CAUAGAUAAUGGUUUAUCACGCUCAACAGUGAACAUCAACAAAAUCUGCGGCUUUUUCGUUGAAAAGAAACAGCGAUUUAUGAUUUCGAUUCAUAUUUAUUUUUUAUUUUAGUCUGGGUUCAAAUGCCGCGAUGAAAGUUGGUUAGACAGACGGCCAUUGUAUCUUUUAAUGUUAUUGAAGAACAGUAAAAAUGAGCAACCUUUUAGUUUACAGAACGCUGUUAAUAAAAUUCGCGUUUUCGUCGUUACUAAUUUUCUUGCACUUUCUGUACGCGUUUUAUUCGUGGCUCGUCGACCAGACGAUAUUCAAACAGCCGGAUCCUUGGCAGAAUCGUUCCAUCAACGGAUACAAGAAGUACCGUUUGAAAAAGUUGCCCAACCAUCUUGUGGUGUCCGUGUGCCAGGAGGAAGUAUUCUACGAAUAUCUGGCCAAGUUGCUGGCCUGGGCGUUGUUUCUAGAGGUGCCCGUCGUCAGCUUUUACCACAAUGAAAACGGUAUAUCUCCAGAAGAAUUGUUUUUUGCUUUUAGAGAUCAGUACAGUAGUUUAUUGACAAAAGUCAAUUGGGGAUUAGAAUUCAACGAUAACAUCAAAUUUGAAUCAAAAAAAUGUAUUAAUGGAUAUAAAUGGGAACCAAGAAUUGAAGUCAACAUAUUGACAUCUAAACAUUCUAAAUUACAAUUAGUAAACGCCUUGCGAACUGUGUGCAGAACAGAAGAAGAAUUCUCAGAUACUUUAGUAGAGUUUGCGAUUAAUAAAACAUUCCCCAUGGUUGAACCGGAUUUGGUUGUCAUCUGUGGCAAGUCAUGUACAACAUUUGGUUUAUUACCUUGGCACACCCGUGUCACUGAAUUUUUAACAUUGAAAACACAUUACAAUGUCACGUUUUUAAAAUUUUACAAAUUAUUGGAACAAUACAGUAGAAAUGAACAAAGAUUUGGAAAAUAAAGUCUUUGUUAGGUUUUGAUAACUAGAUUUAAGUGUAAAUAAUAGUUAAUUUUGUUCGUCAAUUGUGUAAACAUUGUUAUUAAAAGGAUAUUUGUUUCCUAAUAAAUUAUUUAUUAAAAUCAAAUCAAAUUUAUGUUUCGAGUUUCCAGGUUUCGGGUUAGAGUUAAGUUCAACAUUAAAACAUUUAUCAUAAACUGUACUGAAAUAGUUAUAUUUACUAACCAAUAGUUAAAAAGAUAAAUAUGACCUAAUUUGUAGGCAUGUAUUUUAUUUUAUUUCAUAAACAUAUGAAAAUAUGAUGGCUAGGUUCCACUAUUACUACUCGUAUCAUAUACAUAUAUAUAUAUGUAUAAUUUUGUAUUUCAGAGCUUAAAAGAUUUGAGAGUAAAAAUAUUGAAGGUUUUUACAUGUUUUUACGUUAAGUAUUUUUUUACACAACUUCCUUAUACUUGGCCUCUUCCGGAUAAUGCCUAUGAUUGGACCGAUUAAACCAGCUAAAAAAACUAUUAUCAACAAAGAAUAUUUUUAGACUUAAUGUUGUGAGUAAAUAAUAUUUCCCAUCACUAUUUGUUUACUGAUUAAGUAAUUCUGAACAAAAUAUCAACAAUGUUCUAAAAACUAAUAAAUUUAUGUAUUUUGGUAA